GAGCGAAUGAGCGAUUGCAUAAUUACGCCCAGGGAGGCACGUCGUGAAGAACUUCUUAGCGAAAGAAGAUUCGCAAGUCAGCCUUCUUCUGUUCAUCGCGAUUCGCGAAGUUUCUUUAUCUAGCACCAUUUUGUUCUUCUUCUACUGUUCUACUUCUUCUGUAGAGAGAGAGAGAGAGAGCAAUGGAGAAGGGACAGAAACUCCGAUGCCAGCGAAUUGGCUGCGAAGCCAUGUUUACGGAGGAUGAUAACCCAGAAGACGCUUGUAGAUACCAUCCUUCCGGACCUAUUUUUCAUGAUGGCAUGAAAGAGUGGAGCUGUUGCAAGAAGAGAAGCCAUGACUUUAGCUUGUUUUUAGCACUUCCUGGAUGUAAAACAGGUAAACACACGACUGAGAAACCAGUGAUAACAAAAGCUGCCCCUAGUCCGAGUAAGCCAGUGUCUGUUUCAACUCCAACAAAUGAUGCAUCAUCAAAACUAACUUGUUUGAGAUGCAAACAGGGUUUCUUUUGCUCGGAACAUGGUUCACAAGUCAAAGUGGGCAAUCUGAAACCAGCUGUUAAUGAUGCAGUCCCGCCUGCUGAGAUCAAUUCAGACGUUGAAAAAUAUCCUCCAGCUCCAGCAAAGAAGAUUAUUGAUCUGAAUCAGCCGCAGACAUGCAAAAAUAAGGGAUGUGGUAAGACCUUCAAAGAAAAGGAUAACCACGAUAGCGCAUGCAGUUACCACCCUGGACCUGCUAUUUUUCAUGAUCGGAUGAGAGGGUGGAAAUGCUGUGAUGUUCAUGUGAAAGAAUUUGAUGAGUUCAUGGACAUACCUCCUUGCACGAAGGGCUGGCACAAUGCUGAUCCAGUGUCAUAAUCAACUAUCUACCUGAAGAUGAAGCUGAAUUUUUCCGAGUCAUGCUCUACAUAUAUUUGAUAAAUUGGUCAAAAAUAUGAUGUCGCUGUCUGUUGAACUGUAUCCUCUUCGUAUCUAAUUGUUGUAUGCAUCCCAAAAUUAGAUAGAUGUUCAACUCUUCUUAGCAUGGACACGAGUUGUGCAAUGGAUGCUUUUUUUAGCAAGGUUUCUUUGUUCCACUAAGUCCUUAAAUUUGCGCUGUAGUUUGUGAAGUUUGAUUUCUUACUGCAUGAUUUUAAUUUUGA
Messenger RNA from Nelumbo nucifera (sacred lotus), 1141 nucleotides. The record is from RefSeq and is a predicted model, not a curated record. Lineage: Eukaryota; Viridiplantae; Streptophyta; Magnoliopsida; Proteales; Nelumbonaceae.